UUGAGAUGAUUAGGAGAGAUUUACUCACUGGUCACUGGAAACCUUAUCUUGAACGUGCAAUUAGUUUGAAACCAUGCUAUGAGGGAGGCAUUAAUGGAGGCGAGGUGGCAGCUCACAUUUUGCAGGAGAUAGCUUGUGGUAAAAACUAUGCUUCAGAUAAGUUCAGUGGAGCAAGGAGAUUAAGAGAUGCCAAUGUCCUUGGUUAUCAAUUACAAAGGGUCCCAGGACGAGCUUUUUCCAGAUGCACUGAUGAUUUUGAGAUUCUACAUGGAGAUCUUCAAGGUCUUCCAGAUACAAAGAGUUUCUCAAAGAGGUUAGCAGAGCUAGAUACUGCACAUGAGUCUGAGUAGAAGACUACUUGUAAGCUAGAUACUGCAUGCAAGUUAACAUUUAACUUGGCCUAUAGCUGGUUGUUUUUUUUCCUUUAAUACGAACAAGAACAGUCAUUUGAAUUCUCAUAUGAUAUGGUAUUUGAAACCUUUAUCUUCGGCAUUGAAAUGGAAUGUUUUAUACCUCAAAAGGAUGAAGAUCUGGUAUCUUCUCCUCACC
This is a messenger RNA of Populus trichocarpa (black cottonwood), 549 nucleotides long. RefSeq names its product L-arabinokinase. The record is from RefSeq and is a predicted model, not a curated record. NCBI's taxonomy places the organism in Eukaryota, Viridiplantae, Streptophyta, Magnoliopsida, Malpighiales, Salicaceae. The transcript has 4 exons. Bases 6 to 350 code for a protein of 114 amino acids.